AAAAUCAGAACACAGACACCCGAGAAAGGAAAACAGCAUAAUUCGACCAUUCAAGCGCCGUACCGACCCGUUCAACCUGCACCUGAUAAGCAACAUGCGUUGCGGAAGAAUGCCACAUCUAGCACCCAAGGCGAUACUAAGCCACUCUAUCAAAUUCCGAAAGCAGGAGAAAGGCAUGACGCUGUAGGUGAUGCAGAACAGCGGAAAUCGGCAUCUCAGAAUGUGAAUAGUGCUCCUCCCUCGAAAAACAGAAUCCUCGAAGCUCAUCCUAUGAAGGUUGUGUCAGGCUCCAAAUUUGUGUGGCAUGGCGCUGUAGGUGAUGCAGAACAGCGGAAAUCGGCAUCUCAGAAUGUGAAUAGUGCUCCUCCCUCGAAAGUGAGAUCAAGAAGAUCCGGAAACCAGAAACCAUUUUCAAGUUUCGUUUCGGCAAGUACUGAAUUCCGGAGAGAGUAUGUUUUGCAUAUGCAAUCUCUUCCCCAGAUUGCAGCUUAUAUAUAUUCUCCUUUUCUGCCCUUUCAGAACAGAAUCCUCGAAGCUCAUCCUAUGAAGGUCGUGUCAGGCUCCAUAUUUGGGUGGCAUGACGCUGUAGGUGAUGCAGAACAGCGGAAAUCGGCAUCUCAGAAUGUGAAUAGUGCUCCUCCCUCGAAAGUGAGAUCAAGAAGAUCCGGAAAACAGAAACCAUUUUUCAAGUUUCGUUUCGGCAGUACUGAAUUCCGGAGAGAGUAUGUUUUGCAUAUGCAAUCUCUUCCCCAGAUUGCAGCUUAUAUAUAUCUCCUUUUCUGCCCUUUCAGAACAGAAUCCUCGAAGCUCAUCCUAUGA
This is a messenger RNA of Cooperia oncophora, 819 nucleotides long. The record is from the annotation of a GenBank genome assembly. NCBI's taxonomy places the organism in Eukaryota, Metazoa, Nematoda, Chromadorea, Rhabditida, Trichostrongylidae.